CAGCUUCAGUAGCACCCACCACCAGCAUCAGCAGCCUUGGUAGCACCCAACACCACCACCAUCCCUCACCCAGCAGCUUUGAUAGCACCACCAGCUUGACAGCACCUACCACCACCCCUCACAGCUUCCAUCACCGCCGCCAUGCCCGGCUUCGACUUCUCCAACCACAACCGCAAUGCCGCCCUCCACGCCCAGGGCGUGCCGCUGCCCACCGCCACCAGCACCGGCACCACUAUCGUCGGCGCCCUGUUCGACGGCGGCGUCGUGAUUGCCGCCGACACACGCGCCACCAGCGGGCCCAUCGUCGCUGACAAGAACUGCGAGAAGCUGCACUUCAUCGCCCCGCACAUCUGGUGUGCCGGCGCCGGCACAGCCGCUGACACCGAGUUCACCACGGCCAUCAUCUCGUCCAACCUCGAGCUGCACGCCCUCAGCACCGGCCGCAAGUCGCGCGUCGUCACCGCCAUGACCCUGCUCAAGCAGCACCUGUUCCGGCACCAGGGCCACAUCGGCGCCUACCUGGUCGUUGCCGGCGUCGACCCCACCGGCGCCCACCUCUUCACCGUGCACGCCCACGGCUCGACCGACAAGCUGCCCUACGUCACCAUGGGCUCCGGCUCGCUGGCCGCCAUGUCCGUCUUUGAGACCCAGUGGAAGCCGAACCUGACGCGCGACGACGCCGUCAAGCUGUGCGCCAACGCCAUCGAGGCCGGUAUCUGGAACGACCUGGGCUCGGGCAGCAACGUCGAUGUCGCUGUCAUCACCGCCGAGAAGACGACGCUCAUGCGCAAUUACAUCACCCCCAACACAAGGCAGCCCAAGCAGCGCAACUACCGCUUCGCCAAGGGCACCACCGCCGUGCUCAACGAGAAGAUCAUCACAAAGGAGGAGAUCAGCAAGUACGUCACCGUGUCGGAGCUCAAGGACGAGGAUGUGACGGCGACGGCGGAGACAAUGGACCUCGACACAUAGGAACGAGGGUUAUGAGCACGAGACAUGAACUGUACACGCCGGUAGACGGCAAUACGGACGGUAAUAUGAUUAGUUAUGACAUGACUGAAUUAUUUGAUGCUGCAUGAUGACC
This is a messenger RNA of Boeremia exigua, 1084 nucleotides long. RefSeq names its product nucleophile aminohydrolase. The transcript has 2 exons. Lineage: Eukaryota; Fungi; Ascomycota; Dothideomycetes; Pleosporales; Didymellaceae. Gene Ontology annotation, molecular function: threonine-type endopeptidase activity. The coding region runs from base 142 to 972 and encodes 276 amino acids. Gene Ontology annotation, cellular component: proteasome core complex. The record is from RefSeq and is a predicted model, not a curated record.